Myxocyprinus asiaticus (Chinese sucker) is the source of this 2392-nucleotide messenger RNA. RefSeq names its product transmembrane protein 121-like. Lineage: Eukaryota; Metazoa; Chordata; Actinopteri; Cypriniformes; Catostomidae. The transcript is spliced from 4 exons. The record is from RefSeq and is a predicted model, not a curated record. Bases 965 to 2011 code for a protein of 348 amino acids.
GAGAUAGAGAGAGAAAGGAACUAAACGGCUAGUUAGAGAGCGAGGGAAGGGAGGGGGACAAGUGCACGUUAGCUGCCUACAAAUAAAACACUGAAAUCAUAAACUGUGUCGCGACGCGUUCUUUCUCUUAUUUCGCGCCAUUUCGUUGAUGAAGUAUGAACAGGGCAUCGGAGUAUUCGGCUCCUAUGACAGAAUCAGCGGAUAACGUGUUUCUAGGGUACUUCUGAGGGACUUAUACUCUCCUCAGCCCGCAAAAGCUUCAUCACAGCCGCCAGAGCCAUAUCUCGACACUGGAGAGAUAUCUGGAAGGAUACUCACAUGAGCCUGCUCGAAAUAACGGAAUAAACCCCAUGCCGAUUAUAUAAGGGUUUUGCGACAUACCAGCAUUGCAAAAAAAAAAAAAAAAAAAAAAAAAAAAAAGUCGGGAGAGAGAAAGGACCGCUUCCUCAUGACUUCGCACAGAUAAAUAGCCUAUUAUGGACAAUGCAACCUUUGAGCUUGACGUAGCUGACUUCUCCGGAUUAAUUUCCACAUUUAGUUAUGCGGAGAAGCCACCUAGUCUUUCUUAUAGGACGAACCACUCGAUUUCGGACGAAUGCGACUGAGACACUGAAUUCAGACCAUAUCGUCUUGAUACAUGCAGGUUUGCGUUGGUCAUUAGAUUGAGACUACUCUGUGAAGUCUAUAGAGGACCGAUAUAAGACAUCCAACCGCAUGUUUUGGGAGACUGAUGAUCUCACUGUACAGACAGCCUAAUCUUCUCUGUGUUUGGGAAUGAUUCAAUGGCACAUUACCGAGGGACAUUUUCAGUCGUUUACUCGUAAAUGAGGGCAUGUGGCAUGAGUCCAGCAGUCAGCAUCUCCAAGAAUGAGAGGUGUGGAGCAUGCAAGAUUGAAGGGGAAAAAGCACACUUUGAAAAUUAGAAAGUUCAUGCUGCCGAGUUCACCUUCUGAGAACCGUAGGCAUGUUGCCCUCGCCCCAGGUGUGCAUGUCUACUCUGGUGACAGUGAGCACAAUGGCAGUGGUCGACCUCUACCUGCUGGAGCAGAGCAUGCUGGGACCUCGAGGCGGAGCCCGUCCUGCGAUAUGGCCAUAUGUUGCUGUUGCACUGGGUGACCUGUGUUUCCUGCUGGCACUGCGCUUUGUCUCUGCCGGUGUGGUUUCAGAAGCUCGCUCUCCCCGCCGGGGCUUCGCGAACGCCCUCUGGUUCCUUUUCCUCUCUCUGCUGCAGCUGAAGCUUUUCUUUGUGUGUCAAAAUUACAGACAAGAGAGGCGGCCUCCAGAUCCCCUUGCCCGCAAGACUUUGACACUAUUACUUUCUGUCUGCCUGCCCUCGCUGUUUCUCAUCCUGACAGGAGCUGAUUACAUGACUUCCCUUCGUAGGAAACAGGAGGUGCGGAGUCGACUUCUGUGGGUGGUGGUAGACUUGCUUGAUGUGCUGGAUCUUCAAGCUGGGCUAUGGGAGGUACAGGGCAGCGUGGGGGUUCCUCUUUGGGUGGAGGGUAUAGUUUUCUUCUACUGUUACGUGUUGCUGCUGUUGCUGCCUUGUGUGUCGCUCACAGAGCUGGGUGCUACUGCACUGCCUGGGCUGCAGGCUGCUCGGAAGGAGGCCAUCUAUCCUUGGCUCAGUUUGGUCACCAUAAACCUGUUUACACUUGUGCCGAGGGGGGUAGGGAUGCUCUGGUACAGGGACCCACGUGUAUCGACAGUGUUUCUGGGGAAAAACCUGCUGGCUCUUGCAGUGAAGCUGAGCUCUGCCUGGGAGAGGCACCGAAAGGGCAGUGGAGGGGUGCAGGGUGCAGAAGCCAUCACCGGAACUGGAAACCAGAAUCGAGGGGUGAUCUCGGAACAAGCGACGGAGCAGGAGCAAGGGUGUACAUCUCCAGCGGUGUCAUCUACGCGCUAUCACACACUUUCACGCACUCAUGGGCACAGCCACUCGCUCUCUCAUGUGAGUCUGGGUUCCACUGAGACCUCGUUGGGGCCAGCUUACAUUUCCCAUGAGCUCUAGACAUCCAAGGGCAUGAAAAGCCCAGUAUCUAAAACUGCCAAUAAAUUGGAGUUGGGCUUGUGGCCCAUGAUUGCCCUGGAGUCUCUGUGCUUUUGCCAAGAUUAGCAGAGAUUAGCAGAGUCAUUGUAUUAGCACACUUUGUAGUUUGUACAACUGAUGAUUUGUAAAACCAAACAUGAGCAGCUUACUGUGGUGUAAAGCUCCCAGACAAAAUGAUAAUUGGGUUGAGGUGGGAGUUGUUUUAAUUAAGUGCCUUUAAAGAGCAAGAAUUAAUAUUGUUACUCUUGUUCAGUUUGGUGUUUGUCAAGGACUUGAACUUAAACCAUGUACUGUGAAGCAUGACCACUGUUAAUAUUACACUCUGUAAUAAAUUGUUUAAUA